Messenger RNA from Sycon ciliatum, 2319 nucleotides. RefSeq names its product polyadenylate-binding protein-like. The record is from RefSeq and is a predicted model, not a curated record. The coding region runs from base 1 to 1431 and encodes 476 amino acids. Lineage: Eukaryota; Metazoa; Porifera; Calcarea; Leucosolenida; Sycettidae. The transcript has 6 exons. Gene Ontology annotation, molecular function: poly(A) binding; mRNA 3'-UTR binding; poly(U) RNA binding. Gene Ontology annotation, cellular component: ribonucleoprotein complex; cytosol; nucleus.
AUGUUAGACAUAGAAACUUGUGCUGGACAUGGGAUUACACGGUGUACUAAGGUCUUCAUCAAGAACCUGGACAGAGUAGUCACUACCAGCAAGGAUGUGCAUGAUGCAUUUAGAUCUUUCGGAGAGAUUGUAUCCUGCAAGGUUGCUUGUGACGACAGCGGCCAGUCCAGAGGGUACGGCUAUGUUCACUUCACGGACCGUGAAGCUGCCCAGUCAGCUAUUGACAGUGGCGUGCUGGUGAAUGACCGCAAGGUGGUUGCCAGCCGCUUCAUGUCACCACGUGAGCAUAUCGAGAAGCUUGGCAGCACCAGCGUUUACAUCAAGAACUUCCCAGAUGACAUCGAUGGUGAUGAGAAACUCGAGGCGAUGUUCGAAUCGUUUGGGAAAAUCUUCAGUGCCAAAGGUAUGUUCGAUGAAAGUGGAAAAGCGCGUGGAUUUGGCUUUUGCAAUUUCGAGUCUCCGUCUGAUGCUGAGAAGGCUAUUCGUGAGAUGAACGGAAAACCCAUGGGCGGAGGAAAGAAUCUGCAUGUUGAACGGCAUGUGAAGAGGGACGGGAAGCCGAAAGACCAGCGCGGUAAAACCUACCCUGGUGUCAACCUUUACGUUAAGAACAUCGAUCACACCAUUGACGAUGAUCGCCUGGAGAAGGAGUUCUCUUCCUAUGGAAGUAUCACCUCUGUCAAGGUCAUGAGGGAUGAUAGGGGACAUAGCAAAGGAUUCGGCUUUGUCUGUUUCGCUAGUUCCGAGGACGCUGGCAAGGCGUUGCGGGAAAUGAGUGGGAAAAUGAUCGGUACUAAGCCACUGUACAUUGCCCUUGCUCAACGCAAGGAGGACCGACAGGCUCAGUUAUCCCAACAGUACACGCAUGCACCACCGGCAAUGCUUAUGCAGCAGCCACCUCAGCAACCACCUCAGCAGCAGCAACAGACCGGUUACUGGGUAACCAUGAGGCCAAAUCCACUUACGUCCUAUUGUGCGCAGGCUGCCGGUCAGCAGAUGCCGGUGUUCCAGCCUCAAGUCUACUAUCCCAUGCCACCACCACCACCGCAGGCAGCAGCAGCAGCUACAGCAGCUCACCCGCGAGCUCCCUUCAUGCCUCGACCGUCUGGCAUGCAACCGCCGCCACCGCAGGGCAGGUUCCAGCAGAUGAGGCCACCCAGCCAGAACCCACACGGGAUGAUGCCACCGGCGGGUGCCUAUGGCGCCAAUGCUGCUAGCAACGUGCACUAUUGGCCGCAGGCCAGUCAUCCCCAGGGACAGGCGGCGGCCGCGGCGUAUCCUGCUGGUGCUGUGCCUGCAGCCGGUCACAUUGGCGCGGGGGGUGCUGUCUCCACAGCUGCUCGGUCCAGCUCCAACGCUGAACACUUCAAUGGACUGUUGUAUCCACCUCAUCCACGUGGUGGCCCAGCCCGGGGUCAUCAGUACCGGUAACCCAAAUGUGGAAGCUGCUGCUUUGCAGAGAGUGUGCAUCUCCGGUUUUCUUCAAGCGUAAGCUGGCCCCGGAAAGCAAGCAGCGGACAAGAUCACUGGGCACUCUUGACGGUAGACCAUGCAGAGAUUGCGUGUGCAGGACCAACUUAAAUUCUCUUCCAGCUGAUAGUGGCUCUGAAAACACGUCUGUGUUGCGGACGCCAUACCAGAAGAUUGUGGAGAUCAGUACAUGCAACCCUGGAGAGGAGGUGAUUGUCACCGCCAUCUUCUUUACUGACACCAGAUUGUGUGUCCAACUGUUUAUGGUUCUUGUACACUGUGGCUCACCAAUAACAUGGGCGCGUGAUGUCAACAUGGAUACUGGAAAGACUUACCUAGUUAGGUUGUCUCGGUUACCAGGUUACAACUAGCAAGUCCGAUGGAAUUUACGAUUGCUUCUGUUGCUGGAGAAUCGUAAAUGCACUACUCCUGACAAUCAAAAAUAUACUUGAAAAAAAUGUGUGUGGUUUAGUCACGGAACAAAGUUCAUUUUUGUAGAGUCUGGUUACUGCGUAUGUAGGAUUGUUGCUACUGUAGAGCUUGAGUGGAAUUCCACAUUAAUAUAUACAAGUACAUGCAAUUGUCGUCUUGGAAAUGGCUGGGGGUGCUGCACCCAUUCUUCGUGUGUCCCCAAAGCCGUCUGCACCCAUUCUUCGUGUGUCCCCAAAGCCGUCUGCACCCAUUCUUCGUGUGUCCCCAAAGCCAUCUGCACCCAUUCUCCAUGUGUCCCCAAAGCCGUCACGCACUAACUAAACACACUGAUGUGUGCAGCUCGUAAUACAAACUUGGUCCCGCGGUAACGUGGAAUGGCAGAGCUUUGGGUAUUGUAAAUAGAAGUUGAAAAAAUUC